CACUGCUGAGUGUGGGUGAGGAGGAGGUGAUCACGCAGCCUUAGCUUGAGGGCAUUGACUGUGUUUUUAUUUAAAUGCUCUUAAAGGGGCCUGGGCGUGAUGCUGACUCCGGGAUGAAGAUGCUUGGCCAGUGAUCAGCAAAUAGAGGCUCCAGAGCCCUGCGGGAGGACUCAGAGUCAGGGACACAGCAGCGUCCGGCGAGAUGAAGGCGCUCGGGGCUGUCCUGCUUGCCCUUUUGCUGUGCGGGCGGCCAGGGAGAGGGCAGACACAGCAGGAAGAAGAGGAAGAGGAGGAGGACCACGGGCCAGAUGACUACGACGAGGAAGAUGAGGAUGAGGUGGAAGAGGAGGAGACCAACAGGCUCCCUGGUGGCAGGAGCAGAGUGCUGCUGCGGUGCUAUACCUGCAAGUCCCUGCCCAGGGACGAGCGCUGCAACCUGACGCAGAACUGCUCACAUGGCCAGACCUGCACAACCCUCAUUGCCCACGGGAACACCGAGUCAGGCCUCCUGACCACCCACUCCACGUGGUGCACAGACAGCUGCCAGCCCAUCACCAAGACGGUCGAGGGGACCCACGUGACCAUGACCUGCUGCCAGUCCAGCCUGUGCAAUGUCCCACCCUGGCAAAGCUCCCGAGUCCAGGACCCAACAGGCAAGGGGGCAGGCGGCCCCCGGGGCAGCUCCGAAACUGUGGGCACAGCCCUCCUGCUCAACCUUCUUGCCGGCCUUGGAACAAUGGGGGCCGGGAGACCCUGACCCACGGCCCCUCCCCACCCCCACCCAGCCUCCCCACCGGCCCUGCCAGCACUCUGUCUGGUACCUUCCCCUCCUGCCCCUGCACCAGCUUUGGAGAAUGGAUUUGGAGUGUCUUGGGCGAUCCAGCCAGCGCAGGCCCCCCGGCCCAGUUGCUUCCUCAGUUCCCGGCUGUGUCCUUGGUGUCCUCUCCCCACCACCUGUGAGCAGCAAGACUGCCGCACGUGGGCGCCGGGUCCAGACCUCGGCUGCCACGCCCCAGGACCUGCAGCCCUCAUGGGGGCUGGGGAUCCCCAUCAGCACAGCCAGGCAGAGAUGAUACCCACCACACACCUGGGGGCCCCCACACCCAAUCCUCACCCUUAACUUCUGCCACGGGAAUUCCUCCAUCUGCAGCAGUUAUACGGACCCGCCCUGCCCUUCCCCAGGUCGGCCUCUCGGCUGUCUGGAGGGAAGGGGAUUUGGAGGGAGGCUGUCAUCGCCCCUAGGAAAGACGGGCCUGGGGGAGGCGAGACAGUGGGGGAGGCGCGCUGAGGAUGAGAGGGCACAGGGAGGUGAGUCGGGGUGAGGCCACACGCGGAGGGGCGGGGCGGGGCGGGGCUGGGGGGACAGGCACCAAGUAUGAAGAGGAUGGGGCCAGCGGGGCCUCUCUGGCUAUGGCGUGAGCACCGCUAUGGGAGACCCUGGCUUGGAAAGUGACCUUGCAGCCUUGGAUGGGGAAGGGCCAGAUGCUGGGUGGGUGCCCGUCACCUUGAGGUGACCAUCUAGGGUCAGUACCUGCUGGGCUUAGGGCAGCGCCUGAGGCUGGGAAUACCUGUCUCUGCUCUAGCAGAGGCUAAAGCAGGCUAGAGCAGUGGAGGGGUGGAGUUGAUGAAAGGAGAGGAGUAGAUGAGAUGGAAUUUUUCCAGCCUCAUCCUGGCCUGCCCUCUAGACUCCAGUCCCCAAGCCCUCAGCCUGGUGGGUGUCAUGGGUGGAUCUGGGGGUGUCAGACAGGCUACCCUGUGCCAGGGAGGGGGCAAAAUGGGCCUGCAGCUUCCUGCAGAGGAAGCAGGACUGGGUAGCAGAGCCGGGAAGGUGGGUGGCCCAUUACAGGGGGGUCCCCAGGGUGUCCUCUGGCAGGGCUGUGACUGCUGCAAGCUCUGCCUUCACCAGUAGCUGGGGCCAGGACAGAGCUCUGGGACAGCAGGCAGAGGCCGAGCCUGGGCCACAGCUCAGCCACUGACUUGGGUAUCAGUUUCCCCUUCUGAGAAGUACAGAGUGAGACUUAAAGAAUCCCUAGAUCCCCACCAGUUCAACACUCCAUUAACUGGGAAGCCCAGAGUCCUGUCGUGCCUGCCAAGUUCAUCCUGGUGGGCAGUGGGAGGCCUCCACUAACUAUUCUCUUCUUUUCCUUAUUAAUAAAACACACAAUGCCUAGCUGGGGGGUCGGAAGGCAAAUGCCCUAGAUGGUGGGGUCACGUCUUUCUCCUUCUCCUUCCUGCUGGCUGAAGUGAUGACUGGAGCUCAGCAACCACUUUGCACCAUGAGGCAGCACUGAGCACGGCAGGGCAGCCUGGCGAGAGGGGCCUAGCUUGCUGCCGACAGAAGUCACUGCCUACCUCAGGGUCCCCUUACCUGGGUGGGAAAUAAAUUUCUGCUGUGUUGAAGCUAA
Molecule: messenger RNA, 2405 nt
Organism: Gorilla gorilla gorilla (western lowland gorilla)
Lineage: Eukaryota; Metazoa; Chordata; Mammalia; Primates; Hominidae
Gene: GPIHBP1
Product: glycosylphosphatidylinositol anchored high density lipoprotein binding protein 1
Exons: 5
Coding region: 203-757 (184 amino acids)
Biological process (GO): positive regulation of lipoprotein lipase activity; triglyceride homeostasis
Cellular component (GO): plasma membrane
Molecular function (GO): lipase binding; acetylcholine receptor inhibitor activity; chylomicron binding
Source: RefSeq, a predicted model, not a curated record